Molecule: messenger RNA, 1566 nt
Organism: Corticium candelabrum
Lineage: Eukaryota; Metazoa; Porifera; Homoscleromorpha; Homosclerophorida; Plakinidae
Product: zinc finger CCCH domain-containing protein 14-like
Exons: 12
Coding region: 62-1321 (419 amino acids)
Biological process (GO): regulation of mRNA stability
Cellular component (GO): nucleus; cytoplasm
Molecular function (GO): poly(A) binding
Source: RefSeq, a predicted model, not a curated record
CAAACAACAACGUACGGGACAUCGAUAUGCAGCAUCCCGUAUAAUUGUACCUUACGACUAGAUGGCCGACGUGGUAAAGCUAGACUCGAAGCAAAGAGCUUCUUUCAAACUCUCAGUGAAACAAAAGCUGCAAGAUCUCGGAAAGUAUAUCGAUGAGGAGUUGCCCGAGUAUGUGAUGGUUAUGGUAGGCAACAGCAGAAGUCAUGCACAGAUGGCGUCAGAUCUCAAGGUCUUCUUAGGAAGCAGCACUGUUGUCUUCACUGAUUGGCUUUUUCAGAAGCUCUCUAAACUAUCGAGUGAUGCAACUAAUGAAUCAGACUCAAGAGAAGGAACACCACUACUAGAUGAGAAGCCUGCAGUCAAAUCACCUGCCAAACCACCAGUCAAGCCUAUGCAGCCUGUAGUCAUGGAUGCUCGAGAUGUGAUAAGAAGCAAACAGGAGGAUCGAGACGAUCAUCGAGAUGACCGUAGUUUGCCAAAAACUUCAGUCCUUUCAAGUGUCGUCACAGUACAGCCAAGACCAUCUAUAAAGCCAGCCAAUGUCACAGUUCGCAAUGCUUCCUUGUUGACAAGGGCAAUUGCAGAUGCUACUAAAUCAACACGAGAAGGUAACACAAGGGCUGUUCGAACAUCUGCUCGUUCACCUGAUCUCACAGUUCGAGAGCCAGCUAGAGUCAUAGCUGAUGUCAACAAUGGUGUUGUUGCUCGACGUCCUGUUCAUGAGAGACUAGGGAAUAGAGUGGGCCGAAUAGAGGAACCAUAUGUCGAGGACAUUUCAUCAGAUGAGGAGGACAAGGGACCAUCAGUAAAGAAGUCAAAGCGAAGUGACGAUGAAGAGCAACCCGAUAGCCCAAAGUUUAUUGUCACUCUGGAUGGUGCAAAAGGAAUGUUUGACAAUACUGCUGAGUUAUCAGACUCAGAUGAUGAAAUACAACAGUCAAGACCAGGCAGUGUGUUUAGCAGAAUAGGAACGAUUGCUUCCAAUGUCACGACAAAUAGCAAUCGUUUUCUAUUCAGUAAAGCGACAGCACCACCACGGUUUCCAACUCCACAGACAAGUUCUUACCCUUCAUUUCGGCCUCAGCAACCAAAUGUCUGGCAAACCAUUCCUUUUCGACCUCGACAUCCUGUUUAUCCCCGAACACCAUUCCGAACACCAAACCAAUAUAAACUGGUAAAGAAUCAGUUUCCAUCUCGUGACAAGUUGAAGUGGACUGCGCCGACAUCUAAACCCUCAGUGCCCGUGAAGAAACCUGAACCUGACACAAAAACUGUAGUAGGUGUACCAUUGACAGUCAGUCAGCCUGUGACUACAUUAUGAUUGAUUAUCAUUUGUAACUUCAGCAUGAGCUGAUGAAGACAAACUAGCCUUACGUUGAGACUACUAGCUGCUGCAAAGACACGUUGAUAGAUUAUCUGAUAGCUUUAUUGGCAGACUUGUGUCAUGUACUAUCCAGUUUUGUGUUAUCAUUUUUGUCUUGGGCUGGUCUCUUGAGCCAAACGUUUUGAUUUCUAUCAGUGAAAGGUAGAUAUCAAAAAUAGAGAGAUUUGGUUGCAUUAGACUGA